This is a messenger RNA of Aspergillus melleus, 993 nucleotides long. RefSeq names its product NAD(P)-dependent alcohol dehydrogenase. The transcript has 2 exons. Gene Ontology annotation, molecular function: alcohol dehydrogenase (NADP+) activity; zinc ion binding. The coding region runs from base 1 to 993 and encodes 330 amino acids. The record is from RefSeq and is a predicted model, not a curated record. NCBI's taxonomy places the organism in Eukaryota, Fungi, Ascomycota, Eurotiomycetes, Eurotiales, Aspergillaceae. Gene Ontology annotation, biological process: alcohol metabolic process.
AUGCUGGAAUACACUGUUUUCAAAGGCUCUGAGAAUGGGGAGAUUGUGGAACGUCGUACUCAAUGUCUCGAGCCUACUGAGAAUGAGGUUCUCGUCAAAAUUACUCACUCUGGUCUUUGUGGGACCGACGAGCACUACAGGCAUGCUGAUAUUGUCCUCGGGCACGAAGGGGCUGGUCUUGUUGAAGCAAUCGGCACCAAAGUUGUCUCUAUCAAGAUAGGAGACCGUGUGGGCUGGGGAUAUGGACAUGGUAGUUGCCGUCAAUGCAAGUAUUGUCUGCGUGGAGAAGAACUAUACUGCGAUCAAAGAAAGAUCUAUGGCGAAUCCAGUACCGACCAAGGAUCCUUUGCUCGGGCGGCUAUCUGGCCGGAAGACUUUCUCUACAAAAUCCCGGACGAAAUAUCCAAUGCUGAUGCAGCUCCCUUGAUGUGUGCCGGAAGUGCAGUGUUUUCGCCACUGCAUAAAUUCCAAGUUGCACCGACCGAGCGUGUGGGUGUGAUUGGGGUAGGUGGAUUAGGACAUCUUGCCAUUCAAUUCGCUGCAAAGAUGGGCUGUCAAGUGGCGGUGUUGUCAGGAACACAGUCUAAACGAGAUGAAGCACUGGCUCUCGGGGCCAGCGAGUUCCAUGCUUUCACGGAUUCCCCUCCCCCGAUGGAACCUCUGGAUCACCUCCUUGUCACGUCAGCCAAGCAGCCAAAUUGGGAAUCUAUUUUCCAGAUCAUGGCUCCGGGAGGAACCAUCUAUGCUCUUACGGUAGAUAUGGAGGAGAUGAAGUUCCCCUAUCUGCCCCUAGUCAUGAAGGCUUUGCGGAUCCAAGGCAGUCUACCUGCAGCUCGAGGUAGCCAGCACGAGAUGUUACAAUUUGCUGCCCGUCACCGCAUCAGACCUAUUGUGAUGACAUUCCCAUUGAGUCAGGAUGGAAUCGAGAAGGCGAUGGAGACUCUUCGGGAGGGAAAAAUGAGAUACAGAGGGGUUUUGGUUCAUGAUACCUGA